Nezara viridula (southern green stink bug) is the source of this 1474-nucleotide messenger RNA. Lineage: Eukaryota; Metazoa; Arthropoda; Insecta; Hemiptera; Pentatomidae. The record is from the annotation of a GenBank genome assembly.
AUGGAGAGAUAUGUUAUGCUUCUCUUGUCUGACAUAAACUCUGCCUUUGAUGGCGUGUGGUGACUGAACGUUCUCUUUGGGAUUAUUUUGUAACCUGUAGCGAUAACAAUGUCCUAAAUAGAAGUUUAUUUAAUAUCAGAUAAGCUUUGUUUACGUUGUUGAAAAACUAGAGUUCUAUUGAGAUUUAAAUAAAAAUAAAUUGAUGUUUUAAUGAGUUUAUAAUGGUUCUAAUAAAAUUAUUGCACAGUGCUGUCAGGAGUUAUAGAUUGAGAGCUGGAAACGGAAAAUUCAAUAGUGGUAUCAGUAAAAGAUUACAAAUAAUCAAAGAACAUCAUCCAGAUAUAGAGAAUGUAGAUGUUACUGAAGAUAGCAUAGAUAAUUUAGAGAGUGGAAUUACAAUACCAAAUGAAAGAGUGGAGAAAAAUCAUAGGGUCGUUGAGUUCAAGAAAAUUGAGAGAAAGUUCUUCAAAAAAGAGGUUUAUCCCUCUUUAUUAACGUGGUCUGAAAAGGAGCAAAUUAGGUAUCUGUAUAAUUUGGAUCCCACAAUUUGGUCUCCAGAAAAACUAUCUGAAAGCUUUCCCGCUACUCCAGAAAUUAUUAAGAAAUUAAUCAAAUCUCAGUGGAAACCAAUGACCUCUCAAAGAAUACUUCAUCAUGAUACUGCUGUUAAAGAAAACUGGAAAGCUGUGGAAACUGGUCGUUUGAAACUUCCUGAUUUCUUACAUACUCAUAUUAAAAGUUUUAUAUCAAGGAAAAAAACCCUCGAUUUGCCUGUUCCGGAUAAAUCUAUUCAGACUUACAAUCCUUCGCCUGCCUCGUCAGAAUUUCUGGAUAUAGUAAAGAAUUUUAAGGACAACUCAUCACUAUCUAGUCCCCAAAAUAAAAAUGAAUGUUUUGUUGAUAACAAUUUUACUCCGUCCCACAAAGGAGAAACAUAUGUUUUAAACCAAAAAAAUACUGUUCUUCUCAAACACAAAUAUUAUACUCUUCAUCAGUUAAAAAAAGAAUUGUCCAAUAACAUCCCUAAUGGUGGUGGAAUUGAAUUUAAACAAACGAGUACUGAUAACUUUGUGGAAAGUCAACCUAAGAUAGAUUCAGAACUGCUACGAAAGCCUCUAAAUGUUUUACCUCCUGCCAAGAAUAUGAAGAGUAUUGCUGAAACUACUGUGAUUUCUAAACAUAUUGAUAAAGUACCAUUGAAGAUAAUAAUACCAAAAGAUAAGAUGGUGAAGUCUAAAACCCAUGUUUAUAAAGUAAAUGAUUGCUACUAUGAUUCUAAUGGUGAUUUCAUAUAUAAGGUUCCUGGUAUGAUCUGAAUUACCAUAUAAAAUUCACUGCUUUCUUACAGUAACUUAUGUGUUGAGUGUAUUUCGAAAAAUAUGGUGACAGCUCAGCUAAUUAAUUAUAUGUUAUAUAAUGUAAAAAAUCAGAUUGUUAUUUUUCUUUAAUAUACUAUUUAUUUUUCUACUUUAAA